AUGGUCGCGGGUAAGAAGAAUAAGGCCAAAGACAAGGCCAAAGCCAAUACGAAGAAGGUUAAGAAGGGACAGAGCCCUGAUGUCGCAGAAACAACUACAACCACUCCCACUCCUGGCAGCCCUGAACUUCCGGCGCAGGAAACUGAACAAGUCCCUGAGCCCGUUGUUGCCCAGUCUCCUGAGAUCAAGACGCCCUUGCCGGUGUCAGCUUAUGAGGUAUUCGACGACGACGACGAGCCGGUUGCCUCUGACCCUGUCACGAGCCAACAAUCCCCUGUGCUUGAGACUAUUGUCCCAGUCGAGUCAGACCCUGUUCCAACCCAAGAGGCUCUUGUGAGCGACCAACAGGCACCAGCUAUCCCAGACCCUGUCUCCAACCAACAAUCUACUGUGGCCGAGGCUGUGCCAUUGGCGACCGACCCUAUCACAGAGCAAUCUUCUCCCAAAGUCGAGGCAGACAAGCCUGACGAGAGUUUUCCCUACUUGGAUGAGACAGUCUCGUUCCAGCCUGCCGUGGUCGACGAUACAGAGUCCAAAGACCAAGAGCUCUUGGAUGAUCCAAGCAAGCAAGAAGUCGAGGCCUCUGAACCAAUAGUUUCAGCAGCACCAGCUGAUCCAUUCUCCCCCGUUGCGGCCAGUGUGCCCUUGCCAUCGCCGUCUUUAACUGAAGCACGGUUUAUGUCAAGUCCCUCUCAGGACAACUAUUUAUAUCAACCUGCACCAUCCGCAUAUUCCCCCUACACUGCACCCAUUCCAUACUCUUCACCCGUCCCAUACGCCUCUUCAAUCCCCUACUCUUCCCCAGUACCAUACAACCCUCAAGCGGCUUAUGGUUCGCCUGCGCAAUACGCUUCCCAAGUACCCUACACUGCCUCCCCAGUGCCUUACGCAACUCCGGUGCCCUACUCCGGGUACCCCUACGCCGGCUCUGCAUACGCUGGUUCUGCAUACGCCGGCUCUGCAUACGCUGGUUCUGCAUACGCCGGCUCUGCAUACGCUGCUUCUCCAUACGCCGGAUCUCCGUACGCUGGAUCCCCAGCAGCUUACGCCUCCCCAGUGCCCUACACUGCUUCGCCUGUGCCCAAAGUCAGCAGUCCCCUUGCACGUUCCCACUAUCCCUAUAAAUCACCCAGCAUGUCCCCAACCGCAACACCACCUCCCCCAUCCGCACCGAUGGCCCAUCCAGCUCCCCCUUCUGCAGCUGGCUCUGCGGCUCCAAGCCGCUCAGCUUCUGUCAACUCACCAGUGAUGAGCUCCGCUGGAGCUAUCCCUCCAUAUGGACAGUACUCUCCUCACUAUUCUCACGACCCGCAUUACAUGCAGCGAAGCUACAGCAUCCCAGACCCAUCUUACGCAGCCUCAUACCAGGCCCUCCAGAAUUUGUCAAUGGCCGGCCAGCCUGGUGAAAAUGGAGCCUUGUCCCCCCCAGACAGCGACAGUGAGCAUAUCGAGCUUCUUCAACGGAUUCAGUCUGCCAUCCCUGAUAUCAACCGCCUCUUACAUGGAUUCCGCAACACCCAUAGCAAGUUGUCAAACCGCGAGGCGGAGAUCAAGCAGAUUGGAAAUCAGCACGAACAGGCAUUGAUGUCCAAGGAGUACUACAUCGAGGCAUUGCAAUCUCAAAUGAAGAAGACUGCAAACGAAAGCGCCGAAGAUGGUUCCAGACUCAAGAAUACGAUCAAUGAGUUGCGACUGGAACUGGGUAACCUGCAAGAGAAGCAGAGAGAUCUCGAGGAUGGUUUGGCUGUUCACCAGAAGUCCAAUGAGGAACUUACCCAGACCAAGGUUCAACUCGAGGGACAAAUCGAGCAGCUGAACACCAACAUUCAGGAAGCCAAGGAUACUCACGAGAAGGAGCUGGAGAGCCACAAAGAAGAACAGGAAAAAGCUCUUGCAGCACAGAAGCAGGAGCUCACCGAGCUGUUUGAAGAGAUCAAGGGUGAAGAUGAGAAGAUCGCAGCGGAGAAUCUUGAGACCCGUGAGCGAGAGCUUCGCAGCGAGCAAGAAGCCGCCAAGGGCGAAUGGGAGAAGGAGAAGUCAACCAUGCAAGAGUCUUUCGAAGCCCAGCGCACCGAGCUGGAAGCAACCAAGACCGAAUUGUCAUCCAAGAUCGCAGACUUGGAAUCCAAGGAGACCGAAAUGGAAAGCCAACUGAGUGCGCUCACAUCGACGCGCGAGGAAUUGGCAGCUAAGCUAGCCGAACUCGAAGCUUCGCGAAAGGAGAUUGAAGAACUGCACCAGAAACACACCACAGAUUCGGAUGGCCUUCGUGAAGGCCAUGCCGGUGAAUUGGAAACUCUGCGGAAGUCCCACGAUGAGCAGGUCGCUGCCGCCGCCAAGGAACUCGAUGAGAAGAUUGCUGCACUCGAAGCUCAUUUCAAGGAGAAAGAGCAGCUUUGGACCGAGCAGCGGACUGCUCUUGAGAAGCAACUUGCUGAGAAGGACGGUGAAAUUUCCAGUGCUGAGCGAGAGAAGGAGAGGAUGGAGGGAGAUGGCAUCAUCAAGGAGCAGCAUCUUCAGCGUGCUGUGAGCGAGAUGAAAUCGACCAUUGACCACUUGGACCGAGACUGCGAUAGACUGAGAAAGACACUUCUCAGUCUUGGAGAGGCUACCGACCUUAAGAGCACCAAAGGCGAUCAAUUCUUUUUGGACUGCUUCAACGAACUCUCGCAAUUGAUCUACGACUUAUCCAAAGAACAUUUCGCCUACCUCCCAAUCGAUCCACCAAAAGACAUCCUCUCAAAGAUCCCAUCCGAAAUUCCACCCUUCCUUGACAACACCCCAGCCUCACGCGAACUACGCUGCGCCUACAUCCAGCACGUAGUGUCGAAAACAAUAACCUACCGAGUCUUCCAACCCUUCCUCUUCACCCUAGGCCGCCGCUACGACAAAGCAGACACAUUCUUCCAAAUGCUAUCAAUGGACAUCCGCCGUAAAUCCGUCCGCCGCGAAGCCUUCUGGCGCCAACAAACCCUCAAAGCAGCCUACACAACCUCCGACGCCAAACAAUCCAUCAACGUCGCCGCAGCAGUCAUAGUCGACGAAAUCAUCGACCACAUCAAGCACUUCGCCGACCCCAAACACCUGGACUCCCUCGUCACCGGCGUCCGCAAAAUCGUCAAGCUAGCCGCCGAAACCUGGCGCCACGCCCGCGUCGAACGUGAACUCGUCCUGGCAACCUUCCCCGCCCCAAACGCAGACACCAUCCCCAACGAAGGGUGGCUCGAGUACGGGGCGAACUGCGAGCAUGGCUAUCCACAGGGCAAUGAGCCUACACGCCAUGUUGUGCUGCGUACGUUCCCGCGCAUUGUGCGCGAGGCUGCGCAUGAGGACUUUACUAGUGAUCAGGAGCGGGCUAGCUCGUGUAUCUACUCGGAGGGUGUAGUGCUGUAUUCCGAUUCGCCGGUUAUCAUGGCACGGUUGCAGGAGUUUGCGAAGAAGAAGUCGACUGAGACUGUUGUCUCGGAUGAUAGUAUGACUGUUCAUCCGAAGACGCCUCGGCCUUCUAGGGAGGAUUUGGUUGCUGCUGCCAUGGAGAAGUUGGCGCCGGCGGUUAGCACGCCGCCACGUGUUGCGACGAUUCGGUCUGCUCCUACGAGUCCUGGUGCGAAGGGGCAGUUUGUAAGGGGUUGA
Penicillium antarcticum is the source of this 3633-nucleotide messenger RNA. RefSeq lists its product as uncharacterized. Lineage: Eukaryota; Fungi; Ascomycota; Eurotiomycetes; Eurotiales; Aspergillaceae. The transcript has 2 exons. Bases 1 to 3633 code for a protein of 1210 amino acids. The record is from RefSeq and is a predicted model, not a curated record.